AUGAAGAUGCAGGAGGUCUCCAAUGUUGCCACUCUCUUUGUGGUGAUGAUGUUUGUGGGGACGGCGGUUCCAAUGUCGUUGCCUAUGCCGCCAUCGAUGCCGCCAUCUACACCGCCGCUGGUAUGCAACCCACUGUCGAUGGGUGACUGCGGAGGAGCGUUCAUGUUUGGAGGGCCGCCGUCCCGGGAAUGCUGCAUCGAGUUGAAUGCCCAGAAGCGAUGCUUUUGCCAGUACCUCAAAGACCCCAACCUUAAACCGUAUAUUGAAAAUCCGAAUGCUAAGAGGAUUGCUGCCGCAUGUGGGGUCCCCAUCCAAAAGUGUUGA
Tripterygium wilfordii is the source of this 324-nucleotide messenger RNA. Its product is annotated as non-specific lipid-transfer protein 2-like. Lineage: Eukaryota; Viridiplantae; Streptophyta; Magnoliopsida; Celastrales; Celastraceae. The record is from RefSeq and is a predicted model, not a curated record. The coding region runs from base 1 to 324 and encodes 107 amino acids. Gene Ontology annotation, biological process: lipid transport. The transcript has a single exon.